CGAAUCUGAACUUUGCCAGUUUGUCCUUACCCUUACACUCACUGGUACUUGUUGCACGAGACGAUCCGAGCCUCUGAGUUUAACAAGGGAAUUAUAAUUACGCCAACUAGUGUGCCGGAGAGGAACUCACUCGGCGCAAGCUUGUGGCGGACGAAUCGAGUGCGGUUCAUUCACUUCCUGUGAGAAGCUGGGCGUCUUCGAGCCAUGGGUAUUACUGGCAGGGGAUCUGGUACUGAGGAAGGAGGUUCAAAGAGAACGUUCAAGCAUAAAGAACCACCUGUCGAAGAGCUGGUGCCUCCAGACGGUGGCUGGGGUUGGUUCAUUGUACUCGCUUGUGGUAUCAUGCAGUUCGUGCUGCCGACGCUCUCCACGUGCUUCGGACUCGUGUACGUCCGCCUCGUGUCGUCAGGAUACACGAACUCCCAGGUGGCGCCCAUUCCUGGCCUCUUGUAUGGCCUCUCAUGUCUCAUCGGUCCUCUGGCCACCAGUCUCAGCCGCUACUACAGCCACCGUCGACUCAGCGUCUUCGGCAUUUGUACAAUGGCCGCGGGGGUGUUCCUCAGCGCCUUCUGGGACAACCUGUCUUGGCUCUACGUCUGCUUUGGAGUUGUUGGAGGCUUGGGCCGCGGCCUUGUGAAUCCUCAAGGCUUCAUCCUGGGCCAGAUGUACUUCCGCCGAAGGAGGGUGGCCGCCAACGCCCUCUCGAUGCUGGGAUCCUCGCUGGGCUUCAUGGUGAUGCCGCCCCUCGUCAGGUUCCUCGCCAACACGUACGCCCACCAGGGCGCCCUCCUGCUGUGGUCGGCUAUCCUGCUGCACGGCCUCGUGGGCGCCGCUCUCUACCAGCCGGUCGAGUGGCACCUGAAGCCCAACCCGCUGGCCAGCGUUCGCCUGAUCGAAGCCAGACCGUGCCAGGAAGAGACCCAUAAUGGCACAAGGGUAAAUGAUUCGGACGAUUUUGAUGGAGAGGAGUUCGGAAAUGAAUCGCGUGACACAGAAGCUGAAAGCAACUGUCAGAUGCACCCUCAUGACCCCUGUCCCUGUCAUAGACCCCUCGAGUCAACGACUCCGGAAGGGGAAGCGCAGGUAUUUCUCGCCGAAGCAGGGGAGGGCGAGCAUGUGGGCGGCGGCAGAAGGGUAGCAAGUGUUAUCAGAACUUCCCUCCGUAGCAACCUCUACAGCUCAUGUGACGUCAUCGACCAAUUUAGCAGCGCCCUCUCGCUUGAAGGGGGAAAGCUGAAGGGCAGUAAUGGCAACGUUGCAGAAAAGGGCGAUAAAAUGUCGACAGAACACCAGUUCAUAAUCCUGUGCGGGGUGAAGUUUCCCAGAUUUUCGGACAUAAUCCAUUUCAGAAUAUUAUUGCAUCCGAUUUUCCUCAUCGUGUCCAUCUCUAGUAUUGCCAACAGAAUGGUGUUCAUGAACUUCGUCACGUACAUCCCGGCCGUGGGGGAGGACCUGAACCUCUCGGACGAGGCGCCCUUCAUGCUCACCAUCAUCUCCUUGGCUGACCUUGUCGCCAAGGGCAUCAUGGCCAUCGUCAGCGACCGCGGAUGGUGCCAGCGUCGCUACUUCGUCAUCGCCGGCGGCGUCAGUGCUUCUGCAGCUGCCUUGACGGUGCCCCUGACGUGGAACUUCCUGAGCCUCGCCUCCUGCUGUGCCUUGUACGGGUUCAGCCUUGGCGUCGUCGUGUCAGUGGCCCCCGUCCUGCUGGUGGAGUACCUCGGCCUCAAGCUCCUCCCCUACACCUUUGGGCUCCUCCUCUUCAUGAAUGGGGUGUCUUCGCUCAUUAUAUUCCCCCUCACCGGAGUCGUCAAUGACAUAAUGGAUAACUAUACGUCGACCUACUAUGUACUGGGCGGCCUCUCCCUGCUGCCGGCUAUACUGUGGAGUCUUGUGCCUUUAGUUAAGCAGGAUGAAAUCAAGAAUCCUGUUUAAAUGGCUUUUUUUUCCAGGGUGCUACGAUAAAAGAUUUGCUCAUGAAUAAGUAGAGUUAUUUACUUAGCCAAAAAUACAAAGAGUACCUGAAAAAAAAGCAUUAGUAAAAUUCUCGAGGAUGAAUAAAUUAUUUAAAUCCUUAUUUAGUGGAUAUUCCUCUCCAGUCCCCUAACAAGUUAAAUGAUGUACCGAUUUUCAACACAGAUAAUCCCUUAAUAUAGAGAAAAAUUGUAAAGAUUGAACUUACUGUUUAAUAUAAAACACAGAAUGGAAAGUGCUUUGUAUUAGGCAUUUCGUGAGUGCACAACACAUGACAUAUUCCGCUUCAGAACACUGUUUAAGCCUACUGAAGAGUAAGUCAAGACAAACUUCAUAUUAUAAAAGAUACUCUCGGAUUGUUCUGUAGUGUAAAGUAUUGUUUAGAAGUAAUUUAUUCAUUUAUGUGUUAUAAGAAUAAAUGGGUCGAUGUAUGAAUGAAUUAGAGAAACACCAAACCUAUUAAAAAUACCAAAUAUAUUACCACUGGGUGUCGUGAUUCUUUUUCAGGGAGAUAGAAUGGUUGGUAACUCUUUUUGUACUAAUUAUACCGUGAAAAUUCGUUGGUUUCAAUUUGUAUCGUUCAUGGUAGCUUGAUAAGAGAUAUAUAGCUGAACUGAUGCUGGAUUAUGUUGGGGAUUUUAGCUUUGUGCUUUGAAUUCAGUCAAGGGCGUUUUUCUGUCUAGUCUGCCCGUUUUUAUGAAUGUCCGUGUUUU
Molecule: messenger RNA, 2684 nt
Organism: Penaeus chinensis
Lineage: Eukaryota; Metazoa; Arthropoda; Malacostraca; Decapoda; Penaeidae
Product: monocarboxylate transporter 1-like
Exons: 8
Coding region: 205-1932 (575 amino acids)
Biological process (GO): monocarboxylic acid transport; transmembrane transport
Molecular function (GO): monocarboxylic acid transmembrane transporter activity
Source: RefSeq, a predicted model, not a curated record